GAGUCUCCUAAAGCGCGUUCACGGAGAGAAAGGGAGCGCGCAGCUCGUUUUACACGGUGUAGGGCAGCAGCGGUACUGUUGAUAGAGAGCGCGGUUAUAUACUCGCACUUCUCUCACAAAGGUAGCGCGAAGUUUCCUUCUUCCUCAGUGGAAAACGGGUUAGAUUAGCUGUUUUCUGGUGUGGGACUCUAUCUCUGUGGAGUUUAAAACAGCCUGUCUUCGAGUUAAAGGCGAAGAAUCACCAUCAUGUCGGCGUCUGCGGCGAAAGUCAGUAGAAAGGAGCAGAACUCGAAUCAUGACGGAGCGGACGAGACCUCGGAAAAAGAACAACAAGAAGCUAUUGAACACAUUGAUGAAGUACAGAAUGAAAUUGACAGAUUGAACGAACAAGCAAGUGAGGAAAUUUUAAAAGUAGAGCAGAAAUACAAUAAGCUACGCCAGCCAUUCUUCCAGAAGAGAUCAGAACUCAUAGCCAAAAUUCCAAACUUCUGGGUCACAACAUUUGUCAACCAUCCACAAGUGUCAGCCUUGCUUGGGGAGGAGGAUGAGGAAGCACUUCACUACCUGACUAGAGUCGAGGUUACAGAGUUCGAGGACAUCAAAUCAGGUUACAGAAUAGAUUUUUACUUUGAUGAAAAUCCCUACUUUGAAAACAAAGUCCUGUCAAAAGAAUUUCACUUGAAUGAAAGCGGAGAUCCAUCCUCAAAGUCUACUGAAAUUAAAUGGAAGGCUGGAAAGGACCUAACAAAGCGUGCAGGACAGACACAGAACAAGGCUGGAAAGAAGAGGCAACACGAGGAGCCAGAGAGUUUCUUCACCUGGUUCACCGAUCACUCCGAUGCAGGUGCAGAUGAACUUGGGGAAGUCAUCAAGGAUGAUAUCUGGCCCAACCCUCUGCAGUACUACUUGGUCCCAGAUAUGGAUGAUGAGGAAGGAGAGGGUGAAGAUGAGGAUGACGAGGAGGAGGAAGGACUAGAAGACAUUGAUGAGGAGGGAGAUGAAGAUGAGGGAGAGGAGGAUGAAGAGGAAGAUGAGGGCGAAGAUGGAGAGGAUGAUGGAGAGGAUGACUGAGAGCUGAAUAAGGACAUAUUCCCAUAUUUCAACAACAUCCAUACCUGUUCUUUCCUUUUGAAGUCAUCCUCCAACCUGAGGGAGCAAAAAGCUUUGUUUAUUUUGAUUUUUUUUGUGCUCCGUCUUCUGUUCUACUGAAGCCUCUCCUGUCCUUACCAUGUCUAAUGAGUUAAUUCCCUGGAUAUACCUGCAUUGGAAAACUAGUGGCAUCUCGUUGCUGAAGCCUCUUGCGUCAUCGACCAUUACACCAUCUCCAAAGACAAAUACAAGAUAUUAACAAUCUGCACGUCAUCCUUUGUAGACUAAACUCAAGUAAAUAGCAAUUUAUAUAUUAGUAUAUAAAUACGUUUUUUUUUCUGUGAAUGGUUGUGAAAUGAAAUAAUAAGCCAUGGUGCAGUGAUGACUUAAUCAUAGCAUACAUACUUAGCCACUUUUCUUCUUUUGUUAUGUACAUUUCCAGGGGUGGGCCCCAAAGAGUUGACACUGUUUUUCCUAUGUGAUUUAUUGGACAAAUGGAAAGCACCAGCUUGUUAUUGUCACCUCUUGUAAAUGUCAAUUUCAGGGUAUGACCGUUAUUGUAGGCAGUUAAAUGGGGUUGGGUGGGGCAAGUGGGCAUUUGACACAUCAACAUUUGGGUUUAUGUUGAUUGAAUUUUCAUUGUAAUGUUUUACAGACACCCAUGAGGUUUGAAAUUUACAUUUUUAAUAAAAAUAAAACACAAAAAAAAUCUUCCUUGUAAUUUUGAGCUUGGCUAAUCAAAGGAUUAUUUAAAUGAGAAUAAAUCAUAGAAUCUUACAAGAAAUGUACAGUUGGGUCUUUUAUCCACAUUUUUCUUAGACUUUUGGAAAUGUUUAGGUGUUUUGUAGAAGCGGAAUUUAGCAGCUAAAGACUUGAUUUUGCUGGUAUCUGGUUACAGAUGAUGUAAGUCCUAAACAUGCUCUAUACUAGUUACCCAGCUCUUAAUUAGACCAGCAUAUGAUUUGGUCAAAAUGUCAAUAUUGUGAUAUUGCAAUUUUGCAUUACAUUUUUUUUUUUUUAGCUAUUACCAAUUAUGUGGCAUCAAUUAUUGAUGUCUUUAUUAAAACAUGGGUGCUUCAUGACUCGCGCAUCCGCCAAUUAGAUGUGCUAAAGUUACUGCUUUAGUACUCCACAUGGUGGUGCUAAUCAAAUGAAAAGGGUGAACCUGCGGUGAAGAAUAUUGGUUGUUAAAUUCUGUAAAACUGACCCCAAUAAAUUAAUAAUUCCUGAUGCA
This is a messenger RNA of Astyanax mexicanus (Mexican tetra), 2323 nucleotides long. It is a transcript of the gene setb, whose product is annotated as SET nuclear proto-oncogene b. The transcript has 8 exons. NCBI's taxonomy places the organism in Eukaryota, Metazoa, Chordata, Actinopteri, Characiformes, Acestrorhamphidae. The coding region runs from base 247 to 1071 and encodes 274 amino acids. Gene Ontology annotation, molecular function: chromatin binding; histone binding. Gene Ontology annotation, biological process: nucleosome assembly. The record is from RefSeq and is a predicted model, not a curated record. Gene Ontology annotation, cellular component: chromatin; nucleus.